Messenger RNA from Mytilus californianus (California mussel), 1453 nucleotides. RefSeq names its product protein-S-isoprenylcysteine O-methyltransferase-like. Gene Ontology annotation, biological process: C-terminal protein methylation. Gene Ontology annotation, cellular component: endoplasmic reticulum; membrane. The transcript has 4 exons. The record is from RefSeq and is a predicted model, not a curated record. The coding region runs from base 17 to 874 and encodes 285 amino acids. Lineage: Eukaryota; Metazoa; Mollusca; Bivalvia; Mytilida; Mytilidae. Gene Ontology annotation, molecular function: protein C-terminal S-isoprenylcysteine carboxyl O-methyltransferase activity.
CCUGUAAAAAGUAACAAUGACGAACAAAUAUGCCGAAACCAGUAUACUGGCUUUUUCACUUGGUUCAAGCACAGUAUUUUUGAAAUUUGUGUGUGUGUAUAUAAUUGGAUUUCAAAAUAUUUCCUUAACAACAUGGUUGUUUGUCUGUUCCAUUGUCGGCGCUCUGUUUAUUACAGGACUGUAUCUAACAGUAAAAGAAAAAAAAUAUUUUGAGGUUGCAAUAAGAGGUGGAGCACUUGGGUUUGCCUUCGGAAUAGGUUUUCAUCUGACAUCAAGUGAGACAUUCAUGUUUUUUGGAUAUUAUUUUAUGGCACUGACAUUUUUCCAUUUCUCAGAAUAUUUUACGACAGCAGUAGCUAAUCCAAAGUCACUUACAUUAGCCUCGUUCUUGUUGGACCAUAGCAGAGAAUACACUAUGGCAGCUGUUGCUAGUUGGGUUGAGUUUAUGAUUGAACUGUAUUUUUUUCCAGGUUUGAAGCAUAUCCAUUUAAUAAGCAUAAUAGGUUUAAUGUUAGUGGUAUUCGGUGAAAUAGUACGUAAAGGAAGUAUGUUCACAGCCAAAUCAAAUUUUAAUCAUUACGUACAGUAUGUAAGGAGACCAGGGCAUGAGUUAGUUACUAAUGGUGUGUACUCAUGGUGUAGACAUCCAUCCUAUGUAGGCUGGUUUUAUUGGAGUAUAGGCACACAGCUAAUUUUAUGUAACCCUCUGUGUUUGGUGGCCUAUACAGUUGUUUCAUGGAAAUUCUUUAAUGAGAGAAUUCAAGAAGAAGAGAUCUACUUAUUGAACUUUUUCGGAGAAGAUUAUGUAGACUACAAGAAGAAUGUAAGAACUGGUUUACCAUUUAUUACUGGUUACCAAGGGCAUUACUCAUAGAGCAUUGUAGAAGUAGAUGUUACAAAGUAAUUUGUACUGUUUGUUGUGAUGGGUAUUUUUAAAGCUUUAUUAUAUGACAAUCUAAACAGAUAAGAUAAAACAAACAUGAGGUCAUAUACAUGUAACAAUCAAUCUAAGGUCAAUAAACUGCUUCGCUGAGCGCAGCUGGAUACGCCCGCAGAGGUCCAACCCUGAACAGUUGGGGCAAAAAUGGACACAAUAUUCAAGCUUGAUACAGGUCUGAAUUUGGAUUGUAAUUAAAUAUUUGACAUAAAGGUUUCUGAAUAAAUGUAGUCAAAGAACUUGAAAUUGGUUAUAUGAAUUGAAUUUAUAUUCAAUUAAAGAUUUCUUGCUGUUGUGCAAUACACUAUGCUGUUGCGCAAAACUUAGUAAAUCUGUUGUCAGACUAUAAACAAAUAAAUUUAAUAAAAUUCUAAAGGGAGCUUACAUCAAUAGAUAUAAUCAAUUCACCAAAGUUUCAUAAGAAUUGUUGAAACUAUUUUUGAGUUAUUGUCUGAAAACUGGAAAAUCCUCCCUUUCUUAAUGAAUAAAACCCCACAACUCGGAAAUGUAAUAUCU